This is a messenger RNA of Trypanosoma brucei brucei TREU927, 867 nucleotides long. RefSeq lists its product as hypothetical. NCBI's taxonomy places the organism in Eukaryota, Euglenozoa, Kinetoplastea, Trypanosomatida, Trypanosomatidae. The transcript has a single exon. The record is from RefSeq and is a predicted model, not a curated record. The coding region runs from base 1 to 867 and encodes 288 amino acids.
AUGAAUGUUUCUGAGUUUCUAAAAGUUUGGAAAGACGUUAAAGUUUGUGAUGACGUCGUCGCUGAUGGUGGCAGUGGUGGUUGUAACCUUGAUAUUGGUGUACCCUCUUUGUCUGAAGUGGAUGAUGGAGACGAGGUUCCUGUAGAAUAUGGUGAUGUAUCACGUGAUGAUUUUGGUGGUGAUGACGGUGGUUGUGAAGUUUUUGAUGAAGCGGGGUCGUUCUUUUAUGGUCAGCGGAGUAAGCGGAGGAGAUAUGAUGGUUUGAAGACGGAUAGUAUAUCCUUGUGCAAACCUCGUGAACCAUAUGCCUGCCUGAAAACUUUUAGCACUAAUGAGGGCAGUUAUGACAAUUUUGUUUCUGGUGAUUCCGGAAGAAAGAGGGUGAAAGUCCAGAUAGCUGGCCGCGGUAAGCCGAGGAAGGGAUCGUUGGCUGCCGUUACUGCUUUACGCGAGGAGCUGCUGAGGAAAAAGACACUACUCGACAAGUCUUGUCGUCAAGAAGUCGUGGAUUCUUCCACAAAUGAAGAGUUUCCGACCAUUGCAGAAGGGGAAAGCACGCUGGAUGAGUUGCUGCUUAGUGUAGAAGAUUUAGUACCUGUCGGGAACUUGGCAACAAUCGUUGAAAAAAGUUUGGCACCCGCGCAAACCUCAUCAGUCGAAGAUCCGACUCUGUCGGCGGUAAGUACGGAGGCGGAAACUCCCCUUAAGGUCGACGAGCCGGGUGAACGCAAAGAAAGUACUGGCAGUGCCCCGAAAGCGGGGAAGCUAAGCAUGUUUGCACGGGCGAAGUUGUACGUAAGUGGUGGGGAUGCUCUAGAAGGAAAGGCAAACAUAGAAGAUUUUUUUGGAAAGAGGUUUACGUCAUAG